UUUAAUUUGUCUGAAUUUUCUUUCUUUCUUCAUCGAAGUUUUUUUUUUUUUGGUUUGGUUUGCAUGGGAGAUAUGGAUCAACAGAUUGAAAAUGAGGCGGGAAAAGGGUACGCUUUGAGCGGGAAAAUAAUGCUGAGCGCCAUUGUUAUACUCUUCGCCGUCGUCGUUUUCAUGGUGGGCCUCCAUCUCUACGCAAGAUGGUACCUCGUGCGGCUGCGCCGCCGUCAGCUCGAGCGGCGCCGCGGCCGACACCAUGUCGGCCGGGGGGCGCAGAUCCUGAUGUACGUCGACACACGCAACACUACUCCGGCGGACAGGGGACUCGAGCUGCCGGUUCUGAAUUCGUUGCCGGUUUUUAUGUUCUCCGGCGGCCGGAAGGCGGAGGAGCAGCCGCAGGAGUGCGCCGUGUGCAUAUCGGAGUACGAAGGGCAUGAAGUGGUGCGCCUCCUUCCAAAGUGCAACCACAUAUUUCACAUCGACUGUAUUGACAUGUGGUUCCGGUCCCACUCCACCUGCCCGAUUUGCCGGUCGCCGGUCGAAUUUGAGCCGGAGCGGAUUUAUCAGGUGGGGAGGCCGAUGACCGAACCGGUCGGUUUCGUAAACGGGCCGCCGGCGGUGGGAUCGAGUUCCGGUUCUGGAGUCUCCAACACUUGCCGGCACGACGAGGUAGGUGGUGGGGACGCAGGCACGGCGUUGUCGGGUAGCCGGAGGAAGGGGCUGGAUUUGCCGGCGGUGACAAUUGAGGUGCCGCCGAGGCGGAACGAGUCGGAUAGCGAGUUGACUCAGAACUCGCCGGCGAGUCGGUUCUUGUCGUUGAAGAGAAUACUCAGUAUGGGGAGAAAGUCGCCGUCUGGGGUGGGAACCAGCGGUGGGGCCACCGAGUUGGACUUGGAGGGUGGGCUCAGUGAGUCAAAUAUUGGAGGAAGCAACGGCGUACUUUCGAGGUAAACGACACCGGAUCGAGUGUGCGAAAUUUCGUGCAGCGUUUUGGACACGUGGCGUAAGGAGAGAUGGGAUAAGAUUAACCCCCAAAAGAGGGGCAGCUGCUUUGACUAAUGAAUUUCCGUGUACAUAGAUAGGCAAAUAGGGAUGGAAUUUAUCCCGUUUUAUUAUUAUAUUUUGUUUUAAAAUUCUUGAUUUAGAUUUUCCUUUUCUUUUCUUUUCUUUUUCUGAUAUUAUAUUUGGGAUUGUGUAAUUUGCACGCCGAAAUUUGAUUACAAUAUUGGCAAAAGCCAAAAAAAUUACCGGAAAA
This is a messenger RNA of Erythranthe guttata (spotted monkey flower), 1252 nucleotides long. RefSeq names its product RING-H2 finger protein ATL5. Gene Ontology annotation, biological process: protein ubiquitination. NCBI's taxonomy places the organism in Eukaryota, Viridiplantae, Streptophyta, Magnoliopsida, Lamiales, Phrymaceae. Gene Ontology annotation, molecular function: transferase activity. The record is from RefSeq and is a predicted model, not a curated record.